Meloidogyne enterolobii is the source of this 570-nucleotide messenger RNA. NCBI's taxonomy places the organism in Eukaryota, Metazoa, Nematoda, Chromadorea, Rhabditida, Meloidogynidae. The record is from the annotation of a GenBank genome assembly.
AUGUCUCCGGCAUCCCUCUUAAUCUUUUUUAAAAGUUGUAGGUCUUCAGAGUCAAUAGGCAGUGAGUUUGUCAACUUUUUUGGAUUUAUUUACAUUAUCAAAACUCUCCUAAAAUUUAUUCCGGAUGAUGGAGCAAUUAUUAACAUUAAUAGUAUUCAAGGACGGGUUGCUCUUCCUUGUAGAGCUCCCUAUUCUUGUUCUAAACAUGCUUCUUUGGCACUUUUUGAUAGUUUGAGGGGAGAAGAAAGACCGAACUUGCAUAUUUUGAAUGUUAAUGCUGGAUAUGUUAAUACAGGCUUUGGCUCUCACGCUUUGAAUGUUGAUGGAAAACCCAUGGGAUUUGAAGAUCACAAUCAAUUAAAAGGAAUUAGUCCAGAAGAAGCAGCCAAAAGAAUUAUCUCUUCGUUGGAAAAUCGUGAAAAAGAAUUGAUAUUAGCUCCAUUCAAAAUUCGACUUUUGGUUAUGCUUAGAUGGUUAUCUCCUAGCUUGACAUGGUGGUUAUUGACUAGAAAAGCUCAAGCAGAUAAGAAGAUAGAGGAGAAAGAAAUGGCUAAUAAACAAGAGGAUUAA